AUGGGUGCAGCAUGUGCUAAUGCAAAAAUGAAUUAGACAGUUCCAUUAAUAAAAAUAACAAAUGGAGAAGAUUAGAUAGAUAAAAAAUAAGAAAAUUAAUAACAAUAAUAACGAAGUACAUCUUCUAGAGAACAAAACAUUACUAAAUUAAGCACACUUUCAAAAUAAGUUUCAAUUAUUUCAUCAGAUGGAAUACCUGCAAGAAAGAAUACAACAUAAAGAAUGUCUAUAUCAGGCGAAGAAAAAGAAAAGAAAUCUAAAGUUUAAGGUAAAAAUUAAGGAUUAGAAUAAUUGCUGAAACAAAGAGAAUUUAUACUUGAAAAGUUUUUAAAUGAUAUUUAAUUACUUGAAAAAUAAUUAAUGUCAGAUGUCAUUUAAAUGUUAAGAUUCUUUUUAUCGCAUUUAGAACAAUCUAAUAUAUAUUGGACUAAGUAAUUAAUAUUUUAACAUUUCAUAGAGUUUGGUUAAUUAAUAAGAAUGAUUACAGCAUUGUUGUAGGAUUUACUAAUAAUGUAGGAGAAUCUAGAAAAAUACGAAUCUUAUAUACUAAAUAAAUAGAAUUGGUAGCAAAUCUAUUAGAUAAUUAUCUAUUUUAUUAGCAAAUUGCAAAUUAUAAGAUACAUGAUUUCAGUUUUAGAUUAAAUAAGAAACACAAUAAUUAUUAUGUAUUUUCAGAAUAAGAAUAUUGUGAUAUGUCUUUAGAGAAUAUAUUAUUGUAACCAGAAGAUAUACAACCAUUAUUAGAAUAUUUACUCAAUACUAUCUAAUUUAUGCAUUAGAAUUUUUAUGUUCAUUCAGGGUAAUUCAUAUUUGUUAUUAAGAAUUAAGCCAUCCAAUGUUUACAUGAUUCAUCAUAAAUCUAAAGUAUUUAAAUUAGACUUAAGCUUUUCCGCUUUUAGAUUCUCAAGAAGACUCAUCAAAAAUAAAAUUAAAGAUUUUAGAGCCAAUCUUGUUAAUGAUUUAGAAGAUAUUGCUAUCCUUAUCAUUAAUUCAUUUUAUAAAGGUACUGAUAUUAGAUAAUAAUUAAAAUAAAAGAAUAUUGAUUUUGCUAAUAUCAUAGAUUCACUCUAUCAAAAGUAAAAAAAUAUUAUUGAAUCUUAUAUUAAAGAUAUUAUUCUCUUACUUUAUAGAAAUAGACAAUAUCUAUAUGAUCUAAAAGCAUCUGAUUAUGUUCAAUUCUUAAAAUGUCAUUCCAAUCCUGAACUUUAAAAUAUACUUUAAGAUAUUACUAAUCAUAAUUUAAUCAAGAAUGUACUUUUUGAAUAUUCUAAUAAUAAAGUAGUCUUUUAUCAUAUGACAUCUAUAAGAAAUUAAAAAUCAUAUACUUAAUAUGAAUUAAUUGAUUAAAAUGGAUAAUCAAUUAAUAUUGUUAAAGGAAGUGCUUAUAUUUAAGAUAAUAAAUUUUAUUUUGCUUUUUAAAAUAUGAUUGGAAUGAUAUCCAUUAAACUCAGUUCUGAAUAACUUGAAGAUACUUUAGAAAUGUUAUAAAUCUCUCUUAGAUAAUAUUUAGCUACUAAAGAAUAAUAAAAAAAAGAGAGAAUUGAUUCUGCUUAAAAAAAUUACUAAUUACAAUUAUAAAUUAAUCAACAUAGUCCUACUACUUAUAUAGAAGAUUAAUUCAAAUUUAAAGAUACUACUCAAACUUAAAAAUAGGCUAAUAAAAACUUUCAUGAUAGAAUUUAUUUUACUAAUUAAAAUUUAUAAGAAAUCUUCAGCAAUAUUGAUUUAGAAUAAAGAAAUUAUAUCACUGCUUAAUAAUUCUAUGACUUUCUAUAACAAUAAACAGAUUCUAUAGACAAUUCAUUACUAUAACAACUCUUAUUUGAUAAAAUUUAAGAAAUUGUUCUAUUCUUCUCUGAUAAGAACCUAACUUUUCAAGAAUUCUUAUAAAUAUUUUCAUUUAGAUCCAAAUAAUAAUUACCUAUUUAUAAAAAAAUUGUUAAACCAUUAAAAUAAGUUUAAAAUGUAAAAUCUUUCACUAUCAUUAAUAAUACUGUUCAUUAUUAUGAUGGUCAAUAUUUAUAUGAUGAUGAAAAUCAAAUUGAAAUUCAAUAUGAUCUAAAAUAUAUUAUAAAUAAUCAAAAUUAACUAUUGAUUAUUGGCAUAUAAGAUGGUUGUCUAUAUAUUAACAACUAAUUAAAUUAAAUUCAAACUGAUGUGAAAAUUAAAUCUGAUUUUGGAUUUUAUAAAUUUAAUGAUAUUUACUUUAUCAUUUAAUAAGAUGAACUCAUACUGUAUUCUCUAAAAUAAAAGAAAAGUGUUAAACUUAAUAUUAAUGGAAUCAAUUCAUCAUGUAAUUUAAUCUAUCAUAAGUACUUCAUUCUAUAUUUACAAAAUUAAAAUGUUUAUAGAAUAUUUAUAUCCUAAGAUAAAUGGUGCUUAACAUCAUUUAAUGUUUUUGAAGUCUUAUUUGAACAUGGUAGAUUAGAUUAAAAAAUCAAAUUAAAGUAAAUUAGUACCAAAUAAAAUUAAAGUGAUGAAUUAAUUGGAUAAUACUCCAUUAAUAAAGUUUAUUAUCCAAUUUCUAAUUAAAAUCCCUCAUUAUUCAGAAUUCUAUCUGUAUAAAAAGAUUAAUAAAACUAUUUACUAAUAUAAAGGAUUGUACAUGUAGAAUUUGAAUCUUUUGAUGAAUGUUAUUAAGUGUGUAAGUAUCUAGAUCCUUAUUUAUUGGAUUUCUUUUUAAGCAUGGAAUAAUAUGAUGGAAAAUUAAGAUUAAAUUAUAUUAUAGAAAAUUGUGAUCUUAUUUAAAAAGAAGAUUGUAAUUUUAAAUUAAUGAAAAGAUGUGUUACUAAAUUAAAUGAAUUAAGAUUGCAUGAUAUAUUUGUGUAAGAUAUGCAUCCAAAUAAUAUAUUUAUUACACCUAAUUCAGUUAUUUUUGCUUCUCUUAUUUAUAAAACAAAUAUUCCUAGUAUUUAUUAAGAAAAAUCAGUUCCAUUUAUGUCUUCAUUAGAAUAUAUGGAACCUAAAUCAUUUUUGGCAUAUACCUAAAAUUUAACUUAAAAUUAAAUAUUUAUUAAUCCUAGUAAAGCUAAUAUUUACAGUUUAGGAUUGAUAUUUUUAAGACUUCUUUCCAAUUAUCAAAUUAAAAAUACUAAAGAAUAAUAAUUUUAUUUGAUGGAAAUAAAUUUGGCUCUUUAAUAAUUUUAAUUCCCUAAUUUAAAACCAUUACUUGAAGAAAUGCUAAAAGAGAAUGAAGAAUAAAGAUAUGAUUCUUAUUAAUUAAUAUAAUUUAUUAGAAAAUAUUAAAAAUUAAAUUCAAAAGAAUUAUUCUUUACUUCACAACCAUUAUAAUUAUUAGAGGCAUAAUAAUAAUAAACCUUAUAUGGAUAUUAAAACAAUUCAAUUUAUCAAUUUCAAUAAGUAUUUAGAAUAUAUACAAACAUUUUAUCCAGUAAUUUAGAGAUAUUAUACAUUUAAUCAAAUGAUGAAGGCUAAUUAAUACUAUUAGCAAAAUCUUUAAAUUAAAAGACAUUUAAAUAUUUGUUGUUAUAUAUAUCUUUAUCAUAGAAUCAUUUUGAACAAUAACAACAGCAUUCAACAUUAAUUUUUGAAGAAUUAGUUAAUUUCUAAAAGUUUGCAGAAGAAGAAUAAGAUGAAAUUGAAAAUCCUUAAUAAUAAAUUAUAUAGUAAAAUUGCUUAUAUAUUUAAUCUCCUCAUUCAGUAAUAAAAGAAGUUUAAAUCCCAAUAUUUGAUUUAUAAAAUGUAAAUGAAUGUACAUUUUUAAUAAAUGGAGAUGAAUUUUAUUUUUUUGGAUUUGGAAUAACUAAUGAAGUAAGAAGAGUAGGAUCAAGAGAUUGUUUUGUAUAUAUGCCUAAAAGAAAUUUAUUUAAAAAGGUUGGAUAUAGAACAACUUACUAUGAAGCUUAAGUAUUAGAUUUUGGGGAAUAUUGGUUGCUAUUUGAAAAGAUUUCUAAUAAACAUAAAAUUAGAAUUCAAUAAAUAACUAAAACUUCAUUUUUAUGUACUGAAAGACAAUUAAAAUUAAAAAAUAGCAAUUAAGUAUUUUAUUUUAAAUAUAUGUAAAAUGUGAUCGCUAUAUCUAAUAAUUUAUGUUGGUAUAUCAAUAUUGAUGUAUUUAAAGCAUUUGAAAUAUAAUGUGAUAAUAUACCCUAAUAAAUAAUCUCAAUGCAAAACACUUUAAAUAAUACAAUCUUAACAUAGGAAGGUGUGUCAACUUUAUAAUUUGAUGGUAAUGUUUUAAAAGUAUAUUGA
Messenger RNA from Paramecium sonneborni, 4212 nucleotides. The record is from the annotation of a GenBank genome assembly. NCBI's taxonomy places the organism in Eukaryota, Ciliophora, Oligohymenophorea, Peniculida, Parameciidae.